UCGAUGCUGGGAUACUGUCCUCAGGCCGGAGCGCUGCUAGAAAAGCUCAGCGCUUACGAGACGCUCUACCUGUUCGGUCGCCUCCGCGGAGUGCCCGAGGAUAAGUUGGCCGCGGUUGUAGAGAACAUGAUCAACAUCGUAGACCUCCGCGAGCAAGCAGCUAGGAUAUGCAGCUACUACAGCGGCGGUAACAAGCGUAAGCUGUCCACAGCCGUGGCGAUGAUAGGCUUCCCUGAAGUGGUGUUCUUGGACGAACCGUACGCCGGCGUCGACGUGCUAGCCCGGUCGCAUAUCUACCGGGGAUUCGACCGAAUUAAAAGUACCACAAAGAACACCAUGGUGCUCACGUCGCAUAGCAUGGAUGAAUGCGAGCUGGCCUGCGACCGACUGUGCAUCAUGGUCGGCGGCCAGAUGGCGUGUCUGGGAACGCUGCAGCACAUCAAGGACAGGUUCGGCAAGGGCUACAAGCUGCAGUUCCUACGACCCGAAAACGUAACCGUUGGACCGCAGGAGCUUGUCAAAGCCAUCGCCGAUGCUUUUCCGGGAGUUACGAUCGUUGAGGAGCAGUGGAAAUCCGUCGAGUGCCGCACGCAGGACAGGCUUCCAUGGAGCCAGUUGUUCAAGAAGAUCGCGGCCCUGGAAAAGAACUUUGCCUUCGAGCACGUUCUCGUGUCCGACGACACACUGGAGCAAAUCUUCAUCGCCUUCGUCCGGAAAGCGCAAAAGAACAAAACCUGCAGGGACGUAAUGCCAGCCGCGAACGUGAAGGCAGGUGCAAGUGCAAGUGCUACGGGCAUGCCGCAGGAAGCAGCAUUAUAAAUAUCUUCUCGAAUCUUUUCUUUAGGAAAAACGACCUCUUCAAGUCGUCUAUGAAUGUAAGAAUUUCAUCUUCUUGAAACAUAAUAAAUACUGAUUGAUUGAUUGA
Molecule: messenger RNA, 925 nt
Organism: Dermacentor andersoni
Lineage: Eukaryota; Metazoa; Arthropoda; Arachnida; Ixodida; Ixodidae
Product: phospholipid-transporting ATPase ABCA3-like
Biological process (GO): lipid transport; transmembrane transport
Cellular component (GO): intracellular membrane-bounded organelle; membrane
Molecular function (GO): lipid carrier activity; ATP hydrolysis activity; ABC-type transporter activity
Source: RefSeq, a predicted model, not a curated record